This is a messenger RNA of Manis pentadactyla (Chinese pangolin), 4042 nucleotides long. It is a transcript of the gene KCNAB2, whose product is annotated as potassium voltage-gated channel subfamily A regulatory beta subunit 2. The transcript is spliced from 14 exons. Gene Ontology annotation, cellular component: voltage-gated potassium channel complex; membrane; extrinsic component of cytoplasmic side of plasma membrane. The coding region runs from base 217 to 1419 and encodes 400 amino acids. The record is from RefSeq and is a predicted model, not a curated record. Lineage: Eukaryota; Metazoa; Chordata; Mammalia; Pholidota; Manidae. Gene Ontology annotation, molecular function: voltage-gated potassium channel activity; potassium channel regulator activity; transmembrane transporter binding. Gene Ontology annotation, biological process: regulation of action potential; potassium ion transport; transmembrane transport.
CUGAGAAUCUCAAGCCAAGAGGUGUUUACAUCUGAGGGCCUGGCCCCAUCCCCAGGCACCAAGACCGCUUGGUGGCUACUCUCAUUGGAGGAUGUGUCCCUGCUGCCCUGGGACCAGCAUCCAGCCUGGACACUGGGGGCAGUAGCCCCUUCUCUAACCCAUUGCCACUCGGCGUUUCCAGUCUGGACAGUGGUGGCUCCCAGGCCAGGCGGUACCAUGUUGUCCAUGACGUACAGCGAGAGCCUGAGGAGCGUGAGCAGCAGGUGCCACUCUGACUGGGCCCUGCACCCCAUCCGCCAGACCGACACGGUGGAGCUGCAGCGGCUGCGGGCAGUGCGGGCAGCCGCCCAGGCCAGGAACAUGGAGAGCUUCCUCCGCAUGCACGGCCUCUCCCUGGACGGCUGCACUGCGCAGCGCACGGGCAUGAAGUACCGGAACCUGGGCAAGUCAGGCCUGCGGGUCUCCUGCCUGGGGCUCGGAACAUGGGUGACCUUCGGAGGCCAGAUCACCGAUGAGAUGGCAGAGCAGCUAAUGACCUUGGCCUACGACAAUGGCAUCAACCUCUUCGAUACCGCAGAAGUGUACGCGGCGGGCAAGGCGGAAGUGGUCCUGGGAAGCAUCAUCAAAAAGAAGGGCUGGAGACGAUCCAGCCUCGUCAUCACCACAAAGAUCUUCUGGGGAGGAAAAGCGGAGACUGAGAGAGGCCUUUCCAGGAAGCACAUAAUAGAAGGUCUGAAGGCCUCCUUGGAGCGGCUGCAGCUGGAGUAUGUGGAUGUGGUGUUUGCCAACCGCCCAGACCCCAACACACCCAUGGAAGAGACCGUACGCGCCAUGACCCACGUCAUUAACCAGGGGAUGGCCAUGUACUGGGGCACGUCGCGCUGGAGCUCCAUGGAGAUCAUGGAGGCCUACUCGGUGGCCCGGCAGUUCAACCUGAUCCCGCCCAUCUGUGAGCAGGCCGAGUACCACAUGUUCCAGCGUGAGAAGGUGGAGGUGCAGCUGCCUGAGCUCUUCCACAAGAUAGGAGUGGGCGCCAUGACCUGGUCCCCUCUGGCCUGCGGCAUCGUGUCCGGGAAGUACGACAGUGGCAUCCCGCCCUACUCGAGGGCCUCCUUGAAGGGCUACCAGUGGCUGAAGGACAAGAUCCUGAGCGAGGAGGGCCGGCGCCAGCAGGCCAAGCUGAAGGAGCUGCAGGCCAUCGCCGAGCGCCUGGGCUGCACCCUCCCCCAGUUGGCCAUAGCCUGGUGCUUGAGAAAUGAGGGGGUCAGCUCCGUGCUCCUGGGCGCCUCCAGUGCAGACCAGCUGAUGGAGAACAUUGGAGCUAUACAGGUCCUUCCAAAACUGUCAUCUUCCAUUAUCCACGAGAUCGAUAGCAUUUUGGGCAAUAAACCCUACAGCAAAAAGGACUACAGAUCCUAAGAAGCCAGGCUGUUGCCUGGGCCAUUUCCGUUUCCCUCCUAGUUUGUCCGCUCGCUUAAGCUAUUUUGACGCCAAGUCAAGAGUGUGGUUCGCAUCCAAAAGAAAACAGCGCGACAAGAUGUCAUCGGGCAAAGAUCCCAGAAUUCCCUGCAAGACACCCCCGCUGCUUCGCAGGACCAGUGUCAGAUUCGUGCGGGGAAGACGGCUGUGAUUAAGGACAUUCAAGCCGUUUCCCCAGCCUGCUGCCCUGCUCAUCCCACCGGAAGAGGCCACCAUGUUUUUGCCCAGCCUUCGCCCCCUGGAGACCCACUGAGUCCGGGCCAGGCUGGACCGGUUGGGUCCUGUGGGCAGGCAGGGCUGGCCUCUCCUCUGCAGAGAGCUGCUCCCUGGUGUUGGGGUGGGAAAGAGGAACCGGGCCUGUCCUUCCUGAGGCCCCUGUCGGACCCGGACCUCAGGGGGCCCUCCGCACUGGGGUCCCCUUCAACAUCCCUCCUGCCGAGGGCUCCAGGCACUUUCUGGGGGUCCUGACCUCAGAUUCUUCCCCUUCACCACUGGCGCCUGCCCCAGGGGGUCUCUGACGGGCUUCCUGAGCUGUCUCUUGACCCCCACCCCCACCCUUGCUGGCAGGGGCAGGCAGCCAGGGGGAUUUGCUCUGCAGCAUGGGCCCUACAGAAAGCUGGGGGUCAUCGGCCCACCGGCUCCCUCCCAGCCUGCAGUCGACGAGCCUGACGCACUCGGGAGGGGCCUGAGGAGUGCUCCAGGCCAGGUCCCUCCAGGGCCCCGCCCGCUCUCCCUGCCAGGCGCUGACCCGACCCUGUCCUUGCCCCAGAAGGCCCCGAGGUUGUACGUGCUUAGCUGGGCUGGCUGCUGACCACACACAGGGCAGCCUGCCCCACCCUGCCAGGGGUGGUGGCCUUAGGGUCCGCAGAGAGGCCAUGCUUAGGUGCCUGGGGUCCCAUGCUGCGUGCCCGGGGACUAGGGACCUGAACACUCAGCAGUGGUGCCCCAUGAUCUAGGAAAAGACCCCAGGAGCCCCCCCUGGAGCAGUACCCUCGUGAGCAAGGUCAGGUCGGGGUGAGGUGCCGUAUCAGAGCGCUAAGUGCUCAGAGCUGGUUACUGGGGUGACGGGCAGCGGUGCUCCUCCCAGGACCCCCCCCACACCGUGGCGAGGGCAGGAUGGCUGAGGCUGGUCCUUCCCCACCUCGCCCCACAGCCUGGAGCAGGGCCGGGCAGACAGAACUGUCAGACCUACCUGGAGAUUGCGGAUGGAGGAGGGGAGGGGCUGUGCCAGGAGGCCCAGCUCCUGCGGCACCCCAGCCUUUGCUGGCUCUGUCCGGAUGGGAGCCGGGCUCUACAAAUGUACUAACCCCCUCUCAGGGGGCCCAGUGUGCCCCAGGCGCACCCCACACCCUCACGCUCACCCCACAGACACAGCGCCCCCUGCCUGGCCCCUCGGAGAAGGUGCUGUUCAGAAAGGCUCCUCCCUGCCUUUCUCAAAGGGCCUGCGGUCCAGCCUGGCUGGGCUGAGGCCUGGGAACUGGCUUUAAGACAGCCACAAAGGUGGGGGCAGGGGACAUGACUGUCCACACUCCCGACCUUUGUGCUGACCCUGGAGUCUAGAACAGGCCCCCUCCUUGAAGACCAGGUCCCUGGGAGUCUUCGCCAUCGAGUGUCCUACAAGCCUCACCCUGUGGGUGCAGGGAGGGGGCAAUAAGCGUGUCCCAGCAGAGGUCCCAGGCCUAUGGCACCUGCCACCACCACAAGGGUCAGUGUCUGACUUCCAGGACAGCCCUGCAGUGGGCUGGCCUCCAUCCCAGGCAGUGACUGCGUCCCCUGGGCCAGGCAGUCCGGUCAUGCUGAGGCCGGAUGGCCCACCCCUCACUGGGAGAGUGGCUGGGCCUCCCCACACUGCCACCCCCAGCCUGCCCACUGUUGGUAGAUGGACCAGGGCUUGCGGUGAUGCCCGAGGGGAACCACACCUGGGAAGGCUGAACUCCUGUUGAAUACACAUUUGCCGAGAGAUGAGAAGGCCAAGCCCCAGCAAGGCCGUAAGGCCCAGUGCCAGGAGCCAGGCGGCUUCCCAGCCCAGGGGCGCUGUGCAUAGCCCGGUUCUCGGGCAUCCUCUAUGGUCCCACACCUCCUUGUAGGAAGGACAGCUCUGCUUCCUGGAGGAGGGUCCCCAGACUUAAGAGGGCGAUGGAGUGCGGGGGGGUCAAGGGGGCCAGAGGGCAAUCAGCCCAGAAAGGGAAGAACUGAGGAGGCAGGCCCCAGCGGGGUGGCCCGGGCCCCGAGUGGGCUGAGGCCAGCUGGGGGUCCCCUCCAGGAGGGCCUGUGCAGGAAGCAAGCCGGCCCUGGGGGCACAUGGAGCCGCCACCAUCCCUCAUUCCAAAUCCACUGCGGACCCCAGGUCCUGGGGAGCGACAGGCCUGCCCCCUGCCCUCUCCCAGUCAUACAUACACCUGAUGUGUUUUUCUCUCUUUUGUAAUGACGGCGGGUCCUCAGCUAACUGCGUCCCCUGUGUAGGCAGAGAUGGCCAUAUGCCCCGAGCUUCCAGACGACACUCAGCCGAGACACAGCCAUUGUAUUUAUGGAAUGACAAAAUAAAACCCGAGCCCGUCGGGGU